AUGCGACUUUUAGGAGCAAAUUUGGGCUCUCUGAGGGCAUUUGCGAGCCGCAGAAGUGUAACCUAUUUGCACAGUGGGAAUCGAGUCCGUGGGCUGAAAAGAGAUCCCAGUGAGUACUUGAGACUCCCCAGUGGUCUGCUGUAUACAGAAGUGGAACCCAGCAAGUACCACGAAACGGUGCGGUCGCAACUGAACCUCCAGAGCCAUGGUAUCACGCUUUCAGACGACGUUAUCCUACAAUGUCUUACACAUAAAUCGUUUGCGCAUGGUGGGAAGCCAUAUAAUGAGAAAUUGGCACUUGUUGGGGCCCAGUAUCUCAAAUUCCUUGCGUCGGUGUUUUCGCUAAAACUCCCGGUGCCGUUGUCGCCUGUGGCUGCCCAGAAUACUCAAAAGCCCAUUAACGGUCUGAAUUUCACAAACCUGGGUUCCCAAGGCUCCAAACUACUCAUUUCUAAGAAAACAACUGCUGAAGUGAUCAAAAAAAGACAGCUGGACUCGUUUGUUUUUUGGAAGAAAAGGGAUCCGAUCCAGAGCGCUGCUUACAACGGUGAGACUGCAAUUUACGCCAGUGUUCUAAACGCAUUAGUCGGAGGCAUUCUUUUAACCAACGGACCUGAAAAAGCCUCGCAAUAUAUACAAAGCGAGCUUUUAGACUCCUCUAAAGAUGCGUCGCUUGUGUGCGUCGCAUCCAGUCACAACGCAUAA
Lachancea meyersii CBS 8951 is the source of this 705-nucleotide messenger RNA. The record is from the annotation of a GenBank genome assembly. NCBI's taxonomy places the organism in Eukaryota, Fungi, Ascomycota, Saccharomycetes, Saccharomycetales, Saccharomycetaceae.